CGUUCUGUGAUAAAACGAUUCGGUUUUAGUGUAAUUUUAUAUAAACCAGCCACUUGGCGUAAAAUAACCCGCUUUGUACUUAAACUCAAAUAAAUAUUUUAUGCAACGUGUUGUCAUUUUUUCCUGUCAUGUUCGACGUCACGACACAAUCAACCCCCACACACGCAACAUCUCCCCUCUCAAAAAUGCCAGAAGACUUCGACUAUGUGGUCGAGCGUAAGCCCCCACACCCCAUCUGCUUCGGCUCGAAGCUCGCCCGCAACACAGCCCCCAUCGGCAAGAGCCUCUCCCCCUUCCAGAAGAUGGCAGCCCCCGAAAACAACCCCCUUACUGGCCCCGGCCACUACAAAACGGAAAAGUACAACUGCGCCCUCAACCGCCUCGUCAACAAAAUCAGGAGCAAUAAGGGUGUGGGGCCCUUGGCCAGCGACGACCCCAGGUUCAAAGACAAGAUUUUCAUGCGCACGCCGUCGCCCACGAGGUACAACCCGGGGGGCGCAGUGGGGGCGAAGCGACAAGGCGGGGCCCCGUUUGGGUCGAAGACGCGACGGCUGACCACCAUUGAGCAUAAGCUACCAGGGCCGGGUACUUACGAUAUUGCCUCGAAAAAGUGUAGAAGGACCAGAUUUAUGUAUAAUUUCGGGCGUCCGAGCAUGAUUUCGUCAAUUGAAAUUAUCUGUGUUGAUAGACCGAGUGAUGCUUGCGUUAAGUGCGAGCAAAUUUGUGCUGGGGAUUAUUGGCACAAAGAUUAUACCGUUUUUUUGUGCCAUUUGUGCUGGGAGGAGGAAAAAAGAGGCAGGGAGUUGUACAACGAAAAGGAAUUAAAUACGUUCCAGAAAAUCCGCAACUGUUCAUUUGCCCACAACCACGAAGGCACGUCUGCUGCGAUACGUUUACUUCCACCACAAAAAAUCAACAAAAAAUUACGCUUGGAAAAUUAUUUAGACCUUUAUAUUAAAUGUUGAUCACUUUUAA
This is a messenger RNA of Tribolium castaneum (red flour beetle), 975 nucleotides long. RefSeq lists its product as uncharacterized. Gene Ontology annotation, molecular function: cytoskeletal protein binding. NCBI's taxonomy places the organism in Eukaryota, Metazoa, Arthropoda, Insecta, Coleoptera, Tenebrionidae. The transcript has 4 exons. Bases 129 to 965 code for a protein of 278 amino acids. The record is from RefSeq and is a predicted model, not a curated record. Gene Ontology annotation, biological process: regulation of cell projection organization.